Messenger RNA from Ananas comosus (pineapple), 1365 nucleotides. RefSeq lists its product as uncharacterized. Bases 195 to 1136 code for a protein of 313 amino acids. The record is from RefSeq and is a predicted model, not a curated record. Lineage: Eukaryota; Viridiplantae; Streptophyta; Magnoliopsida; Poales; Bromeliaceae. The transcript has 2 exons.
UUCUUCUCUUCUUCUACUUCCUCUUCCUUCUGAGACUGUCCGAAUCCACUGCAGCUCCUGAGCCCAAAUCUUCGCGUGAGCAGUCAAAAGCUUGGGUUCCUCCUCCUUUGCUCUUCAGCCGCAUUCGGGGACGCGAUUUUUCGAUCACUCCCGUCUUACUCAACACCAUACUAAACAUCCCUCGCGUCGGCGUGAUGUAUUACCGAACAGUCAUUUGGAACUUCCCUGACUUCACCGAGGAGGAAGCUAGGAAUCACCUUCUGUGCGAGCCGUCCGCUUCUAGAGAAGACAGCUCUAAGCUUUCGUUUCACGAUCGCCUCGCCCAUUUCCUCCUCACUAAGCUCGUUCUUCCUCGCGACGGCCACCACACUGCCGUCCAAAAGAUGGAUCUUUUCCUGCUUCACCAUCUCAGAGAGGAGAUCCGAGUUAACCUGGCCCACAUUAUUAUUUGUCAUAUGGCCGCCGCUGCCGACCAUGCCUCCCGCUCUCUUCCCUACGGGUCGUUGCUCACCGCCGUCUUCCAGCACUUCGACUUCGCUCUAGGGCGUGAGCUGCCGAAGAAGAACACUAAGCUUAUCGACAGUAGCACUUUCACAAGUAUCGGUUUCAAGAAAAACCAAUGUGGACAAUGGGUACGAAAAAAUAUAAGGGAUACACCCGAAGAUCAAGGUGGAACACCAAAUGGCUCUAGAUUCAGGGGUUUCAGUUAUAGCAGAACGCGAAAGAAAGAUCAUUUAUGUAGCAGUAGAUUCUGUAGCGCCGACGUCAACUAUGUUACAACCGAUGAGGAAGAAGUCGAGGGCGAACGAGAAGAAGCGGGGCGCGAGGAUGUACAACAAGAGGCUCCUAUGCCUUCCCCUCGACAUGCUCCUCCGCCGUGUGAUCCUUAUCCUACGCAAAUAGAUAUCCGUCAACGCUUUGAUAGAUUGGAAAAUCAAGUCUAUCAAAGACUAAAUAGGAUGGAUCACAUGCUCGAUAGGAUGGAAAACCAAUGGAAUGCACUUUUUGAACUCUCGAGCGCAUUUUAUGCGGCAUACGGGCCUCGAGCUAGCCAACCUUCAUCAUCUACCGCGUCGCCAUCGAAGGCAACAACGAGUCGAGAUAAGGAUGAUCGAGACGGCGACGGUGAAGAUUAGGAUUUAGUUUACCUCUUUGUCUCUAGCAUUGUGGCCUAGUGGCCCUUUUUGUUGGUUUUUAUGUUUGAUAUUGAACUUUUGUUAUUGUAUUUUUCACUUUAUGCUUAUUGUUUAUGUUUCUUUUCUUUUAUACUUAACCUUGGUUGAUUUCUUUUUUAUGAUGCCAAAGGGGGAGAAAUAUGUGAUAUAAAGAUACCUUAUUUGUGACAUAUGCUUGAGUUGCUUAACU